Molecule: messenger RNA, 1428 nt
Organism: Sesamum indicum (sesame)
Lineage: Eukaryota; Viridiplantae; Streptophyta; Magnoliopsida; Lamiales; Pedaliaceae
Product: malate dehydrogenase, mitochondrial
Biological process (GO): malate metabolic process; tricarboxylic acid cycle
Cellular component (GO): mitochondrion; cytoplasm
Molecular function (GO): L-malate dehydrogenase (NAD+) activity
Source: RefSeq, a predicted model, not a curated record
UACGCCCCCAUUCACUAUUCAUUUUAUUCACACACACACACAGUCGAUUCGGCUGCGAAUUUUCCUUCUCUCUACAGUUUAUACGCUCAAACACUUUUACAAAUGAAGGCCGCCAUGUUGAGAUCUGUUCUCAGGAGGAGCACCGGCUCCGCUGCCGCUUCGUCGUCGCGGCGCAGCUUCUCAUCGGCGCCUGCGCCGGAGCGGAAGGUCGCCGUUUUGGGGGCCGCCGGAGGAAUCGGUCAACCGCUCUCACUUCUUAUGAAGUUGAAUCCUCUCGUCUCGAGUCUCGCACUUUACGAUAUCGCCGGCACCCCUGGCGUGGCCGCUGACGUUAGCCACAUUAACACUAGAUCUGAGGUGAAGGGCUAUGCAGCAGAAGAGCAGCUAGGACAGGCUCUGGAGGGAUCAGAUGUAGUCAUCAUCCCUGCUGGUGUACCUAGAAAGCCUGGGAUGACACGCGAUGACCUCUUCAAGAUUAAUGCCGGGAUUGUCAAAUCUCUUUGUGAGGCCAUUGCCAAGUACUGCCCCAAUGCUCUUGUCAAUAUGAUUAGCAACCCUGUAAAUUCCACUGUACCAAUUGCUGCUGAGGUCUUCAAGAAUAAGGGAGUGUAUGAUGAGAGGAAACUCUUUGGUGUGACUACCCUUGAUGUUGUCAGGGCCAAAACAUUCUAUGCUGGAAAGGCCAAAGUGAACGUAGCAGAUGUCAAUGUACCUGUCAUUGGUGGGCAUGCUGGAAUCACCAUUCUUCCCUUGUUUUCGCAGGCCACACCUAAAGCAAACCUCUCAGAUGAAGAGAUUCAAGCUCUUACAAAAAGAACACAAGAUGGUGGGACUGAAGUUGUUGAAGCCAAGGCUGGAAAGGGUUCAGCUACACUUUCAAUGGCCUAUGCUGGGGCCAUAUUCGCUGAUGCUUGCUUGAAGGGGCUUAAUGGGGUCCCAGAUGUUGUGGAGUGUUCGUUUGUUCAAUCCACUGUGACUGAGCUACCUUUCUUUGCAUCUAAGGUGAGACUUGGGAAGAAUGGUGUGGAAGAAGUACUGGGGUUGGGCCCACUAUCUGAUUAUGAGAAACAAGGACUGGAAGCUCUGAAGCCCGAGUUGAAAAGUUCAAUUGAGAAGGGAAUCGCAUUCGUCCGUGGCAAUUGAAGUGGCAGCCAGCUGAACUCCAUUUCAAAACUGAGACCUUGUCACAAUUUUGCAUCUUUCGUCAUGUUGUACUCUUCUUUAUUUCAUUCUACAGAGGAGAUGAUAUCUUGCAAUGUGAUGAAUUAGGCUUAACAUAAUUUAUGCCAAUAAUGCGUGGCUAAAGCAGUCAGGUAAUUCCUGCGAACUAUGUGCUCUGGGAUGUUUCACAAUCCGAGGCAUGAUUUUUAAUAUAAACAAAUUCGUUUCUGGGUGUUGGAUGUUAUUUCAUGGAACUUAUUGAGAUCA